GUCACAUCAGCACUGUAACAACAGCUGUCAGGGUGUAUGACAUGAGAUAAGAUAAUUUACACCGUGAAAGCCGCUUAUACUUAAUAAUUUACACAGCGAAAGCCGCUUAUACUUGCUUCAAUGGGAAACUUUACCUCUCAUCUUUGUGGUGACACACAUGCUCUACAACAUGAGCCGAUGUACGAUCCAGAGUUACUUAAAAAGCUGGACUUUUCGCAGUCACCAACAAAAUUUAAUCCUCCUGUUACUGCAGUUAACCCCGGAGAAAAUCUUCUAGUUCGCCCCUUGUGCCGGGCGGAUUACGAAAAAGGAUUUGUACAAUUGCUUGGGCAGCUGACAACUGUUGGAGAUAUCACAAAGGAGCAGUUUCUUCGGCGAUAUGCUGAAAUGAAGGCCUGUAAAAAUACGUACUUCAUCACAGUAAUCGAAGACACAGUAACUAACAGAAUUAUUGGUGCUGCUACUCUUGUAAUAGAGCAAAAAUUCAUUCAUGGAUGUGCAGUGCGUGGCCGUUUGGAAGAUGUUGUUGUAAAUGAUACGUAUCGUGGAAAACAACUUGGUAAACUAAUUGUGGCAACUGUUGAGUUGCUGGCUAGACAAUUGAAUUGCUACAAGCUCACUCUGGACUGCAAAGAUGAUCUGAUUCCUUUCUAUGAGAAUCUUGGGUAUGAACUGCAGCCUGGCAAUUCAAACUACAUGUCGAUGCGCUUUCAGAAUAAAUCUCCAAAAUUAUUCAAAAUGUUGAGAUCAAAAUUGUAAAUAUCUUUAGGUUAAGCCAUGUUAUGUGUAACUGUCAGUGAAGUCAUGUGAAGUAAAAUGAAAGAGAAGUAUUAAUUAAUGUAAAUACACACAUAACAUGUUCUCAUGUGAACUUUAAAAUAAUUUUCAAAUUAUUUCAAUAUAGUUCAUUGUUCACUUGAAAAAUAAAGACUGAAUAAAGUUAACUGUCUUAUUAUUGCAUGAACUUCAGCUGUGAUGUUGGUCAUAGAAAAUUACUUAACUCCUGCUUUGUACUUAACUGAAGCUAACAGUAUCCAGUGUUAUGAUAAAGAUUGUUUUGAAUGCCAUGAAAUGUAAAUGUAGUAACAAAUGGCGGAAUUUUCUCUUGUGCAUAAUUUAUAAUUUGUGUAACAGAAAUAAAACAACUGAAGCCAGUAAUGCUGCUGUUAAUUUUAAUGAAGGUGAUGUGGUAUCUUCUAUGUGGUCAAUGUUAAAUUUCCAGCACUUAUGGCGCUUCAUCCCAGAACACUUUUAAGUUAUUGACUUCCAUGUGUCUUAAGUAACUACAGAACUGAAAUUACAGCAAAAAAUUUGUAAUACUUUUUUUCUGUGUUCUUGACGUACAGACUGAAAUUUCUGUAUAUUGUGUUAAAUAUUUCUUCUGACACUGUUUGGUAGAACAACUUCAUAUUUACAAAUGAACAGUCCAAAAAUGUGGAUGCUCUACAGUAUUAAUUUACUUAGUUAAGUGGUAGCCAGUUACUAUCUGAUGACCUUGUAAACUGAAAUCAAUAAAGUAAAUAAAUUAGCACUGUAGAACAUCUUCA
This is a messenger RNA of Schistocerca cancellata (South American locust), 1547 nucleotides long. It is a transcript of the gene Gnpnat, whose product is annotated as probable glucosamine 6-phosphate N-acetyltransferase. Lineage: Eukaryota; Metazoa; Arthropoda; Insecta; Orthoptera; Acrididae. The transcript is spliced from 6 exons. The record is from RefSeq and is a predicted model, not a curated record. Gene Ontology annotation, biological process: UDP-N-acetylglucosamine biosynthetic process. Gene Ontology annotation, cellular component: Golgi apparatus; endoplasmic reticulum-Golgi intermediate compartment; endoplasmic reticulum. Gene Ontology annotation, molecular function: monosaccharide binding; glucosamine 6-phosphate N-acetyltransferase activity. The coding region runs from base 121 to 759 and encodes 212 amino acids.